CGUUACUGAUUACUCAGUCCUGGACCCAAAGCAACCGUUUACGGUCGCAUAAGGGCUAAAACCUAUUUAUCGACUUUGUUCCAGCUCGUAGGGCCGAACGACACCUUCUUCGGCACUGCCUCCAGCCUCCAGAUUUUACUCCGUGAGAGAUAAACCCUCUUAGAUUCUUUUGAGGAAAACAAUUUUCGUUAUUUUCCAUAUAUAAGAUCAAAGUUUCCUUAGUUCCUCAAGAUGUCUGGGGAAGAGGAAGAAAAUGCUGCAGAGCUGAAAAUCGGGGACGAGUUUUUGAAGGCCAAGUGUUUAAUGAAUUGUGAAGUUGCUUUGAUUCUCGAACACAAAUAUGAGCAGCUUCAACAAAUGUCUGAUGAUGCAGGGAAUCAUGUUUCUCAAGUAUUUGAGAAGUCACAGCAGUAUGUGAAGCGCUUUAGCCGGUAUAAAAAUCCAGAUGCUGUUAGACAAGUGCGAGAAAUCCUCAGUAGAUAUCAAUUGGCUGAGUUCGAGCUUUGUGUUCUUGGCAACCUUUGCCCUGAAACAGUGGAGGAAGCUAUUGCCAUGGUACCAUCUAUUAAGACCAAAGGACGGGCUCAUGACGAUGAGGCAAUUGAGAAAAUGUUGAAUGAUCUGUCGCUCAUCAAGAAAUUUGAAUAGAGACUUGUGCACUUGGAUGUUUUGAAGUGUCUAUCAAUUUGUAUUUACCGUAUCAUGAUCCUCUUAAUGUUUCCUAAUGAUGUGGUGUUGUAAUAUAAUCAUCCUAUAUACACGGCAACAUGCCCAAAUGAUCAGAUCAGAGUAGGUAACCGUUCUCAUCAUUUUGCAUAAACUCUCUCAGAUUGUUUUGGUAAAAGUAUGGAUGAGAUCUAAUACUAUUAAAAAUCAAUGUAAUUUUAUUCCAAACCUAAA
Messenger RNA from Carya illinoinensis, 900 nucleotides. Its product is annotated as DNA-directed RNA polymerase II subunit 4. NCBI's taxonomy places the organism in Eukaryota, Viridiplantae, Streptophyta, Magnoliopsida, Fagales, Juglandaceae. Gene Ontology annotation, biological process: positive regulation of translational initiation; nuclear-transcribed mRNA catabolic process, deadenylation-dependent decay; mRNA export from nucleus in response to heat stress. The record is from RefSeq and is a predicted model, not a curated record. Gene Ontology annotation, cellular component: P-body; RNA polymerase II, core complex. The coding region runs from base 232 to 648 and encodes 138 amino acids. Gene Ontology annotation, molecular function: nucleotide binding; translation initiation factor binding. The transcript has 8 exons.